Pungitius pungitius (ninespine stickleback) is the source of this 4608-nucleotide messenger RNA. It is a transcript of the gene unc5b, whose product is annotated as unc-5 netrin receptor B. The transcript is spliced from 17 exons. The record is from RefSeq and is a predicted model, not a curated record. Bases 671 to 3508 code for a protein of 945 amino acids. NCBI's taxonomy places the organism in Eukaryota, Metazoa, Chordata, Actinopteri, Perciformes, Gasterosteidae. Gene Ontology annotation, molecular function: netrin receptor activity; protein binding. Gene Ontology annotation, cellular component: membrane. Gene Ontology annotation, biological process: netrin-activated signaling pathway; anterior/posterior axon guidance.
AGAGGAGGCGGAGGAGGAGGAGAAGGAGGAGGAGGAUGCUGUGUGAUUGGCCGGGCGGGGACUGGUAGUCCGGAGGCUGGCGUUGUGCUGCGCGUUGAUCCCCGUGUGCUUGUUUACACCUUGCUCGCGGGGACGAGACGAGACACCCAGGGGCCCGAGAGCAGAGCCGGGAGUCCAGUCACCUGUGGACGCGGGCAAAAGUGGCCGCGUCCCCCCCCCCCUCGCGUGGUCCCUAUUCUACGGCCGCCGAAUAAGUUUGUCUCGUGCUGGGAAUCUGUCUCUGUUUAUGAUCCAGAGCAGCAAUGCGUCAAACUUUUUGGGGACUUCCGAGGCACCACUGCGUUUGUGUCUCCCAGGCGAGCAGAGUCACUCCAGCUGGAAAUUAAAUCUGCCAGGAAUUUGUUGCAGGAAUCCCGGUGGGUGAUUCCCAGUGGCUGGUAUCUGCGGACCUCUUUCAACUUUGAUUACGCCGCUGAACUAUUCACCAGAAUAUCCGCAUCCAACACCAGUCACUGGACUCUGUUGUAUUUUGCUUUUCCAUUAUAAAUUUAUUAGGAGAAGAGACAUUUUUUUGCACAAGAGCGACUUGUGUCAAAAACACAGCAAGUAUCGCUGCGGGGGGGGGGGGUGAAAAGCCCCGGGACGUUUCGCAACGGCGUAUCCGGAAAAGAUGCUCUCUGUUCGGAUGCAGCGUGGGGAAGGGAUCGGUCCUCUGGUUCUUCUCCUCCUGGUCGGGGGAUUGGUGUCCGGCACUGAGAGCAGCGACUACAGCGAGGCAGAGGUUCUCCCUGACUCCUUCCCGUCAGCGCCGGCAGAGCCUCUCCCAGAAUUCCUGCUGGAGCCGGAGGACGCUUUCAUCGUGAAGAACCGGCCGGUCCAGCUGCGGUGCCGCGCGUCACCCGCCACCCAGAUCUACUUCAAAUGUAACGGAGAAUGGGUCAAUCAAAACGAUCACGUCACCAGAGAGAGCCUGGACCAAGUCACGGGGCUGGUGGUGCGAGAGGUGGACAUCUCUGUGUCGAGGACUCAGGUGGAGGAGCUGUUUGGGUUGGAGGACUACUGGUGCCAGUGUGUGGCCUGGAGCUCGGCCGGGACCACCAAGAGCAACCGUGCCUACGUUCGCAUUGCAUACCUGAGGAAGAACUUUGAGCAGGAGCCACUGGGGAGGGAGGUGCGACUCGAACAGGAGGUGCUGCUUCAGUGUCGCCCCCCAGAAGGCAUGCCUGCUGCUGAGGUGGACUGGUUGAAGAACGAGGACGUCAUCGAUCCAUCGCAGGACUCCAACUUCCUGAUCACCAUCGAUCACGAUCUGAUCGUCAAACAGGCCAGGCUCUCUGACACGGCCAACUACACCUGCGUGGCUCGUAACGUGGUGGCCAGGAGACGCAGCAGCACGGCCACUCUUAUUGUUUAUGUAAGCGGAGGUUGGUCGUCUUGGACUGAAUGGUCAGAGUGUAAUGCUCGGUGUGGGCGGGGCUGGCAGCGACGGACACGCAGCUGCACCAAUCCUGCCCCUCUGAAUGGAGGAGCCUUCUGUGAAGGCCCACCCUUCCAGAGAGUGACCUGCACCACACUUUGCCCAGUGGACGGAGGCUGGACCGACUGGGCGAAGUGGUCCGCCUGUGGGACAGAGUGCACCCAUUGGCGCAGUCGCGAGUGCCAGGCCCCCCCACCUAGAAACGGCGGAAAGCACUGCAGUGGCAGCAUGAUGGAGAGCAAAAACUGCACGGAGGGCUUGUGUGCACGCAAUAAAAAGAUUUCUAUUGAACAUGCAAGCCAUCCGCUCGCCCCAGGUAUGAGUGUGGCGGUCUAUGCAGGUCUGGUGGGGGCCCUGCUGCUGUGUGUGGUCCUGGUGCUGUGCGUGGGAGUGCUGGCAUAUCGCCGCAGAUGCCGCCAUCUCCAUGGAGACAUCACUGAUUCUUCUUCUGCUCUCACUGCGGCCUUUCACCCUGGCAACUACAAGCCUCCCAGACAGGAUAACCCUCACCCUCUGCAUCCCUCAGCUCCACCGGAUCUGACAGCCACAGCGGGGACCUUCCGCGGGCCGCUCUUCUCCCUGCAGCAGGCGGUCAAUGACAGCCCCCACAAAAUCCCCAUGACCACCUCGCCCUUGCUGGAUCCAUUGCCAAGUCUCAAAAUCAAGGUGUACAACGCCUCCACUCUCUCCUCCCUGGAGCUCCCCGCGGACAUGGGCUUGUGCGAUGGGGAGAUCCUCAGCCUAAAGUCGGUGAGCACUAUGGGCAGAGAGCGAGAUUACCACAGCCACACCCUCUCCAGGGAGCCCGGGCUGAGCACCAGCGCCACCAUGGGUCACCUGGGAGGACGCCUUACCAUCCCCAACACUGGUGUGAGUCUGCUGGUCCCGCCGGGCACAAUACCGCAGGGGAAGUUCUAUGAGAUGUACCUCAUUAUCAACAAGUGGGACAAAACAACGUUACCCUCUGAGGGAAGUCAGACGGUACUAAGUCCUGUGGUGAGCUGUGGCCCCUCCGGUAUGCUGCUGAAUCGCCCCGUGGUUCUUACUUUGCCCCACUGCGCCCAGCUCGACACACCCACACCUGACUGGACGCUCACACUCAAGACGCAGACUCACCAGGGGGCGUGGGAGGAGGUGCUGACGGUGGGAGAGGAGACGUUGUCGUCUCCGUGCUACUUGCAGCUGGAGGAGGAGUGUUGUCAUGUUCUGAUGGAGCAGCUGGGAACAUACGGUCUGGUCGGACAGUCCUGCCCUCCCCAGCCUGCCUGCAAACGCCUGCAGUUGGCGCUGUUCGCCCCUCGGGCGCCCUGCCUCUCCCUGGACUACAGCCUCCGUAUCUAUUGCAUCCAUGAGACCCCACAUGCACUCAAGGAGGUGCUGGAUUUGGAAAGAAGUCUAGGAGGAGUUUUGCUGGAGGAUCCAAAGCCUCUGAUUUUCAAAGACAGCUAUCACAACUUGCGCCUGUCCAUCCACGACAUUCCUCACACUCACUGGAGAAGCAAACUUCUUGCAAAGUAUCAGGAGAUCCCGUUCUAUCACAUCUGGAGCGGCAGCCAGAGGCCCCUGCACUGCACCUUUAGCCUGGAGAGAGGAAGCCUGGCCGUGUCACAGAUCGCCUGUAAGAUCUGUGUCCGACAGGUGGAAGGGGAGGGGCAGAUAUUCCAGCUUCACACGGAUAUUCAGGAGACUCUGCCCCCCCACUCACCCCUCCCAUCAGGAGGCACCUGCCUGCCUUCCUCUCAAGUGGGACCCUUUGCCUUUCGCUUGCCUGAUUCCAUCCGCCAGAAGAUCUGUGCCAGUUUGGAUGCACCGAGUGCUCGAGGAUGUGACUGGAGGCUCCUGGCGCGCAGUCUGGGCUUUGACAGGUACUUGAACUACUUUGCAACAAAGCCCAGUCCCACAGGUGUUCUACUGGACUUAUGGGAAGCGUGUCACCAAGCUGACGCAGACUUGGUCUCUUUGGCGACCGCGCUGGAAGAAAUGGGCAAAAGUGAGGUGCUAGUUGUUAUGACAACAGAUGGGGAUUGUUGAUUGGUCAAGGAACACGAGAGCAAGCCAGACCUUUUUUUUUUUCCUCCACCAGGAUGAAAAUAAGAAUACCUGCCGAUGAAUAUGCACAAACCAUAAGCCCGAACAACAUUUUGGUUCCUUCACAUGCAAUGUAUUACCUCUGCCUCAUCUUCCUUUUAAUUGACCCCUGAGUUGCCACUGUAGCCACAUACGGACCGAAGCCCAUUCUUAUAUGAACUGCUAAUCUGAUACUGACUGAAUCCUGCAAAACAAUAUCACAUCUACAAGAUACCAAGGCAAUUUGAGUGUGCUAAAGCGUAAAGUGGGUGCAAAGUCACGUCCUUUGUGGUGUUGACUGUCUUCUUCAAAGAUUGAAAACAAUGUUGACUUUGUAUAUAGAUAACAGAAGCUUUGGGGCAAACAAACAAAAUUCAUGUGUUUACUACUAAAGUACGCAGAAUAUAACAAACAGACAAACACGGGGCUAGCCAUGUUUCAGUUGCAGCAUGGUGCAUCGUUUCCCACCUUCUCACAUGGUGGCAGGGCUUUUGUUUUCUCCAUUGUCAUUCUGUGUGUGCAGUGAAUGACAGGCAGCAGCAACCUGUCGAAAACCUCCUCAGGCUAUAGAAACAGUCCAAAACACACACACGCCCACACACUGAAAAAACGGUCACUAACAGGCUCUGAAUCAGGCUCGGAUUUCUUCUCCAUCCCUCAAGGUUUGAGGGCUUGAGCAUGUCGCUGUGUGCGUUUUGUGGUAAGAGGGUGAAUUCUGAAGUGUAUUUAAGAAUUUGAAGAUAACUAAACCAAUGGACUCUUAAUAUUGUACCCACAAAUGCCUCAAAGCCUUGGCAUAUAAUUCUGACUCACAGGGGGGGGGGGGUUUCUCUUUUCUCUGUCGCUCUGCUACACUCAUCUGAUCUUUUGAGAAUGAACUGCAGACGAGCGUUCUGGUCAUCCCUUAAAAAGUUUCCUUUGGGGAACGCUCUUAUUUAACGUUACUAUCCAUAUUUGUGGAUUUUGUAUUCCCUUGUCAUCGCUGCCACAAUCACACAGAACCUGCUCUAUCAUCUGUGCUCAUUUAGGCUGCUGAGCUGAUGCGUUUGAUUUUUAAUUUUUUU